CAAGUAAACUGUGGAAGGAAGUGGUGAAGCCGAUGGAUUCCUAUUUGCAUCAUAACUUCCCUUCUUCUUCUUCUUCUUCUUCUUCCUUCUCUUCCUUGUCUUCCUCUUCUUCUUCUUCUAGGGUUUGUAAUUUCAACAGUCUUAUCGGACUUUCAUUUGGAAACAAGCAGAAACACGGAAUUGAAGGAACGGAGUGAGUUCUGAGGUCAUUUUAAUUUUAUUUUUUUGGUUAGAACACAGGAACCUAACCUACUUACGACUUAGAGAUAUUGAAACCCUUUUACUCCACCAAAUUGAAUACAAACUGGACAAAUCAAAGCCACUGACAUCGAAUUUGUUCUAUGGCCGGAAUUGCUUGGCAUUGAAAAGAACUAAGCAUUUUUUUUUGUCAAUCCAAAACCCUAACAUUUUGUGAUAUGGAGAAGUCUAGAUCUAAGAGAAACUAUUACUAUGAUCACCAAGACUAUGAUUCGGAGUCGAUGGGUAGAACCAGACCUCGUUACAACAACAAUCACUACCCCAAUAAUAACUAUCGUCACCGGGGGAAUGCUGUUCGACCAUCUAAACCUCAAGACCAAUCUCUUAUGGUCACCACCACUUACAGGAUACUCUGUCAUGAUGCUAAGGCCGGGGGAGUUAUCGGCAAAUCUGGUAGUAUCAUUAAGUCUAUAAGGCAGCAUACCGGCGCGUGGAUCAAUGUGCAUGAGCUUGUUCCCGGUGAUGAGGAGAGAAUAAUUGAGAUAUCGGACACUCGGCGGCGGGACCCGGAAGGUCGGAUGCCGUCGUUCUCUCCGGCUCAAGAAGCACUUUUCUUGAUUCAUGAAAGGAUUCUCGAGAGUGAAAUGAGUCCUGGGUUUAAUGGAAUGGGGUAUGGUCCUGAGGAUGAGGAGGAUGAUUACGGUGGCGUUAGAGGAGGAGCUGGUGGUGGCGUUGGCCGUGUGGCGACAAGGCUUGUUGUGUCUAAAAUGCAUGUUGGUUGUUUACUUGGGAAGGGAGGAAAGAUAAUCGAGCAAAUGAGGAUGGAAACUAAGACCCAGAUAAGGAUUCUACCUAGAGAUCACAAUUUGCCUCGUUGCAUUUCAAUGUCGGAGGAGAUUGUUCAGAUUGUUGGAGAUACAAAUGCUGUAAAGAAAGCUAUAGCUAUUGUUUCAUCACGCUUGAGAGAGAGUCAGCAUCGUGACCGUAGUCAUUUCCAUGGGCGUCUACAUUCACCGGAACGUAUUUUCCCUCCUGAUGACGAUUAUGUUCCACAUAAUGCACGGCGAUUACCAAUGGAUGGACGGCCAUUUAGACCACGCAUGUCUGCUUCUAAUACAAGAGGCAAUGACUAUUCCAACCGUCAAUCUAAUUUUUUGGUGGAGCCUGGGGCUGUUCCUGUAAAUGACAAUAUGAUGCCCUUUUAUGGUGAGGACCUUGUAUUUAGAAUAUUAUGCCCAAUUGAUAAGGUAGAUAGUGUAAUCGGAGAGUCUAAUGGAAUCAUAGAAUUACUUCGGAAUGAUGUUGGUGUGGAUAUCAAGGUUUCUGACCCUGUGACUGGUUCGAACGAACGGAUUCUUAUCAUUUCCUCAGAUGAGGGUCCAGAUGAUGAGCUUUUUCCAGCACAGGAAGCUUUGUUACACAUCCAAACUCGCAUUGUUGAUCUUGUUCCUGAUAAGGAUAACAUUGUAACUACUAGGUUACUUGUACCAUCAAGUGAUAUUGGAUGUUUAGAGGGAAGAGAUGGAUCAUUGUUAGAGAUGAAGAGACUAACUGGUGCAAAUGUACAUAUUGUGCCAAGAGAAGACCUUCCCAUGUUCGUAUCAGGGGCAGAUGAGCUUGUACAGAUCAUAGGGGACAUAAAAGCAGCUCGAGAUGCACUUGUUGAGUUAACAUCAAGAUUACGGAAUUACCUUUAUAAGGAGCCGUUCCAAAAAGAUGCAAGCCCUCCAGUCUCAGUUCAGGCCAGUUUAGGACUCGAGGAAUCAUCUUCAAAUAAUAAUGCUGUAGCUCGUGAAGUUCAUAGUGGAAAUGAUUCUUCAAGCACAGCCUACCAAAACGUGCAACCUUUUGGAACAGCACACCUUCUAAAGGAAACUGGAGGAUCAAGCAAUGAAACUGGUACGCAGAAUGAAAAUGAUCGACGUGAAGAUUUGCCUAGUGGGUUAAAUAGGAUCCCUGUGCCGCUUGUCACUCGGAGUACACUCGAAGUCGUGAUACCAGAGCCAGCAGUCCCCAAGCUUAUAACAAAAUCAAAAAACAAGCUCGCUCAGAUCAGUGAGUUGUCCGGAGCCAAUGUUACGUUGGUAGAAGAUAGACCAGAUGUAUCCCAGAAGAUAAUUCAAAUAUCAGGCACACCAGAGCAGGCUGAGAGAGCCCAGAGCUUGUUGCAAGGCUUUAUUUUGAGCUUGCAAGAAGAUGGUCCAUAACCAUAAGUUGUGGCCAUUUGGUUCUACACUAAACUUUAGUUGGCCAUAAAAGGUUAUUGCCCCCACCAGGAUCAACUGUAGUAUUCAGGGGGCUCUUGCUCUCUUUUCAGCUGUUUUUCUUGAAGAGCCAUGGAGGAAGACGGAGCAAGAUUAUAGCCACUGCCAUGUAAAUUUGAAAUGUAUAAGAAUUUUCAUUCUUCACUUCUUCUUUUCUUCCUUUUGCCGUUCCACAAAUAUUCAUGUUUGUAUUGUAGGAAGCAAUAUCGGUAUCAUUCAUCUCAAUAGUUAUUGAAAUCUAAUUUUAAGCAGCUGUUAGUUUUUGUUAAGCUUAAUUAUGUCAAUCAUAGGUAAAGUGCAAAUUUAGACCAUUUCAUGGUUGUUGUCUAUUGUAUUUCAAUUUAAAAUUUUGAAUUCGGAUUUUA
Molecule: messenger RNA, 2827 nt
Organism: Benincasa hispida (wax gourd)
Lineage: Eukaryota; Viridiplantae; Streptophyta; Magnoliopsida; Cucurbitales; Cucurbitaceae
Gene: RCF3
Product: RNA-binding KH domain-containing protein
Molecular function (GO): RNA binding
Source: RefSeq, a predicted model, not a curated record